Molecule: messenger RNA, 1145 nt
Organism: Hippocampus comes (tiger tail seahorse)
Lineage: Eukaryota; Metazoa; Chordata; Actinopteri; Syngnathiformes; Syngnathidae
Product: mineralocorticoid receptor-like
Exons: 2
Coding region: 107-448 (113 amino acids)
Source: RefSeq, a predicted model, not a curated record
UAAAAAAAAUUGAAUUUUUACUUUUCACUCAUGAAAAUUUCUGACAUGGGUCCUUGGACCAGAUGUCACAGGUCCAAGCCGCCGGCCCCCAUCCCUCCUCUGUCUAAUGACUGUGGCAUCCGCUUGCUUCGCAGUUCCCAAAGAGGGUCUGAAGAACCAGGCGGCGUUCGAGGAAAUGCGAGUUAAUUACAUCAAGGAGCUCCGGCGCUCCGUGGGGAAGGCAACCAACAACUCGGGCCAGACCUGGCAGCGCUUCUUCCAGCUCACCAAGCUACUGGACGCCAUGCAUGGUCUGGUGGCCAACCUGCUGGACUUCUGCUUCUACACCUUCCGCGAGUCGCGAGCCCUGAAGGUGGCGUUCCCUGACAUGCUGGUGGAGAUCAUCAGCGACCAGAUACCAAAGGUGGAGUCGGGACUCACCCAUACCAUCUACUUCCACAAGAAGUGACGGGGGGCCCCCACCCCCCAAAAAAAUGUAAAAGUCAAACCGAAAAACAUUCACAAACGCUUGGCCGAGAACUUUGGAGAAACGACAAGGGUGGAAAACGUCGCGAGCAGUCGUCGUGCGCCGUCCGGACGUGAUGGAGGAAAACAAAAGACCGGGAUUGUCGGAUCGGAGUCGGGAAUAUAUCCCUCUGCCAUGCCCCCCCCCCCAAACGCCCCCAUAACCCCCCUUGUGCACCCCAAAGACGCUUAACUAUCUUUUCAAUGGAGAUAAAGCCAUACAUUUCCUAGGAUGUGCUAGUGCUACGUUCACACUAACACACCCCACACGACACAGAUGCACUUAAAAAAAAAAAUCCCUAACAAAAAUAUCACUCAAAUUAACUGUGGCUUAUAUGCAGUCUCUCACAUACAUAAAUCAAUAUACGGUAUACAUGCCAAUAGCUAGACAUUUGCUUUGCAACGUAUCUACACCAGGACUACAGGGCAGACAAAAAAAUACAAGUAUCAUUAAAAAAAUAAACACCACGCUUGACUAUAAGGCCAAAGGUCUAGUUAAAUAUUCCAAGGGCUACAUGUAUGAAUAACGGAUGUACAUGCUUCACCAUGAGCUCACUUUCAAAUUCAAUUGGUGUGAUCAAAGUCCAAAAUGAUUCAUACCCGGGUGAAUUUUUACGUGUCGAAUAUGCAGGAGACAACAC